Messenger RNA from Artibeus jamaicensis (Jamaican fruit-eating bat), 299 nucleotides. It is a transcript of the gene PRM3, whose product is annotated as protamine 3. The record is from RefSeq and is a predicted model, not a curated record. Bases 1 to 264 code for a protein of 87 amino acids. The transcript has a single exon. Lineage: Eukaryota; Metazoa; Chordata; Mammalia; Chiroptera; Phyllostomidae. Gene Ontology annotation, biological process: flagellated sperm motility. Gene Ontology annotation, cellular component: cytoplasm.
AUGGGUUCCCACUGUGCCAAGCUCAGCACAAGCCACAGCCGGGGCCACGAAUCCUCCAUGAAGAAGCUCGUGGCCUGCGUGAGCCAAGAUAACUUCUCCUUGUCUUCAGAGGGUGAGGAAGAGGAGGAAGGAGAAGAGGAAGAAGAAGAGGAGCUCCCGGUACAGGGCAAGCUGCUGCUGAUGGAGCCCGAAAGGCAGGAGGAGGGCACCGAAGACGACCCCGUGGCCCAGCAGAGCCCCAAGCCCAAGCAGACACUCUCCUGAUCCCAGCUGAUGACCCAGGAAGAGGUACCUGCUGC